CCGCCCCUUCCGCUCCGGGCGCCUGCGCGCGUGCGCCCGGCGGCGGGGUGCGCGCGCGCGCGGCGGAGGGCGGGCGGCUCCCCUCACCCGCCCCCCGCGCCUGCCUGGCGGAGGAGGAUGAGGCGCCCCCGCGGCGGGGGAGGGGGCCGAGGCGGCUCCUGAGGGUCCCCCCGCGUCCCUCCCCGCUGCCGCGUCAUGGAGGAGAAGUACAGCGGCCAGGCCUUGGCCGCCGGCGGCGUGCUGGGGCCCGUGGAUGUGCCCAGCGCCCGGCUGACCCGGUACAUCGUGUUGCUGUGCUUCUCCAAGUUUCUAAAGGCCUUGGGGCUGUUUGAAUCCUAUGAUCUUCUGAAAGUGGUCCACCUUGUACAGUUCAUCUUUAUAGUGAAACUGGGGUCUGCGUUUUUUAUGGUUUUGUUUCAAAAACCAUUUUCUUCUGGAAAAGUGGUAACAAAGCGUCAGUGGAUCAAAAUUUUGAAGCAUGCUGUUGUGGGAUGUAUCAUUUCACUCUUGUGGUUUUUUGGCCUUACUCUUUGUGGACCACUGAGGACAUUGUUGCUGUUUGAGCACAGUGAUGUGGUUGUGCUAUCACUCCUUGGUGUUCUGUUCACAAGUUCAGGUGGAGGACCAGCAAAGACAAGAGGUGCUGCGUUUUUCAUCAUAGCUGUCAUCUGCCUAUUGCUUUUUGAUAAUGAUGAUCUCAUGGCUAAAAUAGCAGAACAUCCUGAAGGGCACCAUGACAGUGCUCUUACCCAUGUUCUGUAUACAAUCAUUGCUUUCCUGGGUGUUGCAGAUCACAAGGGAGGAGUGCUGCUUCUGGUGCUGGCGUUGUGUUGCAAGGUUGGUUUUCACAUGGCUUCCCGAAAGCUCUCUGUAGAUAUAGGUGGAGCCAAGCGUCUACAAGCUUUGUCUCAUCUUGUUUCUGUCCUUCUGUUGUGCCCAUGGGUCGUCGUCCUCUCUCUUACAACAGAGAGUAAAGUAGAGUCCUGGUCUUCUCUCAUCAUGCCUUUCAUAACAGUCAUCUUUUUUGUUGUGAUCCUGGAUUUCUAUGUGGAGUCUAUAUGCUCUGUCAAGAUGGAAGCUUCCAAGUGUGCUCGAUAUGGAUCCUUCCUCAUUUUCAUUAGCGCACUGCUUUUUGGCAACUUUUGGACACAUCCAAUAACAGACCAGCUUCGAGCUAUGAACAAGCCACCACACCAUGAAAGCACAGAGCACGUUCUUUCUGGAGGAGUGGUAGUGAGUGCUGUUUUCUUCAUUUUAUCUGCCAAUAUCCUGUCCUCCCCCUCCAGGAAAGGGCAGAAAGGCACCCUUAUUGGCUAUUCUCCUGAAGGCACUCCUCUGUAUAACUUCAUGGGUGAUGCAUUGCAGCAGAGCUCUCAGUCGUUACCCCGGUUUAUUAAAGAGUCACUGAAACAAAUCCUUGAGGAAUAUGAUUCUAGACAGAUCUUCUACUUCUUGUGCCUAAAUCUGGCAUUCACUUUUGUGGAACUUUUCUAUGGAGUGUGGACCAAUAGCCUUGGUCUUAUUUCUGAUGGAUUUCACAUGCUUUUUGAUUGUUCUGCUUUAGUGAUGGGGCUUUUUGCCGCUUUAAUGACAAGAUGGAAAGCAACUCGCAUAUUUUCCUAUGGGUAUGGGCGUGUAGAAAUUCUUUCUGGAUUUAUUAAUGGGCUCUUUCUAAUGGUAAUUGCUUUCUUCGUCUUCAUGGAAUCGGUGGCCAGACUGGUAGAUCCUCCAGACAUAGAUACAAAUAUGUUAACACCAGUCUCUGUUGGAGGGCUCAUAGUAAACCUUGUUGGUAUCUGUGCCUUUAGCCACGCGCACUCCCAUGGGGCUUCUCGCGGAGGCUGUCACUCGCAUGAUCACAGUCAUUCUCACCACGGGCAUGGGCACAGCCAUGGGCAUGGGCAUUCCCACAGUGACCACGGGCAUGGCCAUGGGCAUUCCCAUGGGUCUCCUGGAGGAGGCAUGAAUACCAACAUGAGAGGUGUAUUUCUACAUGUGUUAGCAGACACUCUUGGCAGUGUUGGUGUUAUCGUAUCCACGAUAUUUAUUCAGCAAUUUGGAUGGCUGAUAGCUGAUCCACUCUGCUCUCUUUUUAUUGCUACGUUGAUUUUUCUCAGUGUUAUCCCACUGUUGAAAGAUGCCUGUCAAGUACUUUUGCUGAGGAUACCUCCAGAACAGGAGAAGGAUCUGCAUGCUGCUUUAGAAAAGAUUCAAAAAAUAGAUGGAGUCAUAUCCUACAGAGAUCCUCAUUUUUGGUGUCACUCUGCGAGUGUUGUAGCAGGUACAAUACAUGUACAAGUGAUGUCAGAUGUGUUGGAACAAAGAAUUGUACAGCAGGUUACAGCAAUUCUUAAAGAUGCUGGAGUAAACAACCUAACGGUUCAAGUGGAGAAGGAAGCCUAUUUUCAACACAUGUCCGGCCUCAGUACAGGAUUUCAGGAUGUCCUUGCAAUGACUCAGCAGUUGGAAUCCAUGAAAUACUACAAAGAUGGUACUUACAUCAUGUGAUAAGAAACUGUUCAAUAGAGAGGAUGUAAACAGUGAAGCUGUAGGAUUCCAUAUUUGUAUUUUUUGUCACAGGAACUUGCACAUACAUGUACAGAAACAAAUGUACUAUAUAUAUGAAUUUUUUAAACAUAAUAUCUUUAUUAAAAUUGGAUCAAGAUGCUUUUAUAAAAGAAGUAAGAUGGACUAGAAUAUUUGCUGUAUAUGCGGAAAUAAUGGGAAUCUUAAGUACUGUACUUGGUGUUUAUUAAACAGAAAUUUUGCGACUUGUGGAUGAGCACAGAUAUAUUCCAUACUUUCUCAUAAGUAUGGAACAUCAUAAUUAUAAUUUCCUUUGCCAUGGGAAAUGGAAAUAAUUUAGGUUGCGAUAGAAACAGAAUCAAGUGAAAACUUUUUUUUCAUUCAAAUGUAGCUAGAUGACUUUGAAUUAAAAAAACCUUUACAUGUUUAUUAUGGGGAGUAAAAAAUAAACAAUAUGAAGCUUU
This is a messenger RNA of Dromaius novaehollandiae (emu), 2990 nucleotides long. RefSeq names its product proton-coupled zinc antiporter SLC30A5. The record is from RefSeq and is a predicted model, not a curated record. Gene Ontology annotation, molecular function: zinc ion transmembrane transporter activity. Gene Ontology annotation, cellular component: membrane; Golgi apparatus; cytoplasmic vesicle. Gene Ontology annotation, biological process: intracellular zinc ion homeostasis; zinc ion import into Golgi lumen. The coding region runs from base 196 to 2508 and encodes 770 amino acids. NCBI's taxonomy places the organism in Eukaryota, Metazoa, Chordata, Aves, Casuariiformes, Dromaiidae. The transcript has 16 exons.